Engraulis encrasicolus (European anchovy) is the source of this 1372-nucleotide messenger RNA. Its product is annotated as gastrula zinc finger protein XlCGF7.1-like. Bases 1 to 756 code for a protein of 251 amino acids. The transcript is spliced from 4 exons. The record is from RefSeq and is a predicted model, not a curated record. NCBI's taxonomy places the organism in Eukaryota, Metazoa, Chordata, Actinopteri, Clupeiformes, Engraulidae. Gene Ontology annotation, cellular component: nucleoplasm. Gene Ontology annotation, molecular function: RNA polymerase II cis-regulatory region sequence-specific DNA binding; DNA-binding transcription repressor activity, RNA polymerase II-specific. Gene Ontology annotation, biological process: regulation of transcription by RNA polymerase II.
AUGGUGAUUUGUGAUGGAGACGUGCCCACGGAGCAGACCUCCUCCUCAUCUGAGGACAUAAACACUGAGCCGCAGCAGGAACAAGAGGACGAAUCAGACACGACUUCUGUCCCACAAUCUGAAAUGAACCAUUCUCCCCCAUCAGAGCAGCCUAAGAUUGGAGAGAAACCCAACCAUUGUCGACAGUGUGGGCAAAUAUUCUCAACAGCAGGCGAUCUGCAGCGACACCAGCUCACUCACUCUGGAAAACCCUUCGAAUGCCAACUGUGUGGACGAGGUUUUUCGCAAGCGGAAAAGCUUAGAGAGCACGAGCGCGUUCACAAAGAGGCCAAGCCCCACCAGUGUCAUCAGUGUGGCAAAGUGCUGUCUGACAAAAGAAGCCUCCAGCGACACCAGGUGGUCCACAGCGGAGAGAAACCCUUCGAGUGCAUGCAGUGCGGGAAAAAAUUCACAGAGGCGAAAAGUCACCGCGAACACCAGCGCAUUCACACAGGCGAGAAACUGUACAGCUGUGGACAGUGCGGGAGGAUGUUCACACAUGCGAGAAGCCUCCAGCGACACCAGAUCGUUCACAGCGGAGAAAAACCCUUCGAGUGCACACAGUGCGGGAAAUGUUUUUCGCUUGAACAAAAUCUAAAAGUCCACGAGCGCGUUCACACGGGAGAGAAGCGCUACUGCUGUCAGCAGUGCGGGAAAGGCUUUUCACGACCAGAUGGUCUCAGUCGCCACCAGAUGACAGAUCACAAAGGACAGUAGCAGUGUUGCCAGAUGUGUCUGGUCAAAUCCCGCCCAAAAGUUUGUCAAAAAAACGCCAAAACGCACUAAAUUCUGCCCAAUUUCAACAAAUUGCAUUGAUUUCUAUGGGCACAAAACUGCAGAAAAAAAACACCAAAGGGCCAAUUUUUCCCGUUUCUACCCGCAGACGGACAUCCCAAGUAGCCCAAUUGGGUGGGUAACCGCCCAAUCUGGCAACACAGGACAGUAGCCCCCCAUCAAAGAUGUUUCAUUGUGGUAACCAAGAGAAACUACAAGUCACCAUGGCAACAAAACAGUAGGAUCAAGUCCAGUCUCCUAAAUGGGUGUGACUCAUUGAACUCCAUUCAUUUUCCUAGCCUCCUAAAACGGCAUGGCUGCCAUUGGAUGGUUGCCAGUUUAGUAGAACCUUCACGUCAUCAACUGUCUCUCUCUGAGUCUGCCCCCAUGACUGCAAACAGUAAGGAAAAAGGUUGUUUCUCGGGAAAACAAAAACUAAUUUCCCGAUCCUCCCUCAUCUCUCUCUCCCACUCGGUUCCUGUCAUCUCUCAAACUGUCCUAUCAAAAUAUUGGUAUAACUACUCCAAAAAGUAGUUAUAAAUAAGCAUAAGCAUACAAC